Messenger RNA from Fimicolochytrium jonesii, 1139 nucleotides. RefSeq lists its product as uncharacterized. The record is from RefSeq and is a predicted model, not a curated record. The coding region runs from base 190 to 1053 and encodes 287 amino acids. Lineage: Eukaryota; Fungi; Chytridiomycota; Chytridiomycetes; Spizellomycetales; Powellomycetaceae. The transcript is spliced from 3 exons.
AGCGACCCAGAUGCUGAUCCUCGGGAUAUAAAAGCAGGCAGGGUAGUCCUCCAUCCCCUCCUCUCAUCACCCACCCAACUACCACCGCUCAACAGCAACAGCAUCCAGCAGCUUCUACAUCCAGCAACCCAUCAUCACAUCAAUCCCUAAUACUAUCUCCUAAUACCAUCCCCUAAGCAACACCCAAUAAUGCACACAACCACCCUCGCCCUCCUCGGCCUCGCCCUCGCCGGCACCGCCCUCGCCGCACCUUCCUACAACCCCCCCAGCUCCGACUACGGAUCCAAGCCCUACGGCGGGGACGACUGGAAGAAGGACGACGGCUACAAACAGAACUACGACGUGAAGAAGUACGAGGGCUCCGGCUACGGCAAGGAGAACUCGUACGGGAAGGAGAAUUCAUAUGGCAGGGAGAAUUCCUAUGGCAAGGAGAACUCCUACGGUAAGGAGAACUCAUACGGUAAGGAGAACUCCUACGGCAAAGAGAACUCCUACGGAGGCUCGUACAGCAAAGGCCCCACCGCAACCAUCACGCUCGCGCCCGCAAAAGACUCCUACGGCGCAUCGUCCUCGUACACCUCCAAGCCCGUGCAAACCCUCGGCGACGGCAACAUCAACAUGCAAGGCUGCUUCAACAUCGAGGACGAUUAUAAGAAGGGGGAUAACUACAAAAAGGAUGAUUACAAGAAGGACGAUUACAAGAAGGACGACUACAAAAAGGACGACUACUACAAGAAGGACGACUACAACAAAAAGGACGACUACUACAAAAAGGACGACUACAAGAAGGACGACUACAAAAAAGACGACUACUCGUACACCUCCCCCUCCUCCUACGGCGGCAAUAACAAAGACUACUCCUACUCCGACAAAUGCUCCUCCGCCAAAUCCCACUUCUACUCCACCCACUCGGCCACCCUCAAGCAAUGCAUCUCCAUCGCCUGCGCCCCCGGCCAGAGCUCCGGUUACACCCGCAGGGCCAUCGAACAGUGCUACGAGCUCGAGAAGGCCGCGAGGAGGAAUAAUGGCGGCGAGUUGCCUUAUGGGUGGUAGAUUGCUCUCUAACGAAUACUGAACUCUUACCACAAAGCACACUUUGAACUCUUCCCCGUUUCAUCCCAUCUCUUCCUCCUUUCGGG